AUGUUCCCAACACAUACGUACUUUUACAUCAAAUCUUCGCUCGGCGAAAAUGUCGUUGAUGUGUACAAUGGAGAAACAGCGGCGGAUACUGAGUUGAUUAUCUGGCCUCAGAAAUACAAUGAUAACGAGAAUCAGUUGUGGCGCUACGAGGACGGCUAUCUUAUCAACAAGAAGUCCGAGAUGGUUGUUGACGUCAGAGGAGGUGAAACCCAAUCCGACACGCCCCUGAUCCAGUACGAGCGCAAGAUGACCAUGGCAUCGAACCAACGAUGGGGAUAUGAUGGCGGCUUCAUCCACCUCUUGGCCGAUCCGCGCAUGGUGUUGGAUAUCAGAGGUGGAGGCAGCAGAAAGGGUACCAAAGUGAUCUUGUACAAGCGCAAGGAAGAUGACAACGACAACCAAAGGUGGAUCAUCGAGCCAUUCGGCCAGCCGUUCCAGCCUGAACCUGUCAGCGGACCUUAUGGCAACAACCCCUAUGGCACGACUCCCGAUCAACAGCCCAACCCUUACGGUGCACCGCCACCGCCCAAUUCUUAUGGUAGCAACCCCUAUGGCACGACGCCUCAAUCAGGUCUUGCGGGCUACGGAUCCCCGGAUCCUUAUAGCUCAGGAGCCCCCAUUCCGUACGAGCAAGCUGCUGAAGUGCACAGAGAAGUGUACACAGAACCAACGGAACGAAAGGCCCACUUGUCGCACCAAUUGAUCGCCGGUGCAGCUGCGUUUGAGGCGGUCAAGGCGUACCGUCGUCAUCAAGAGGCCAAGGGCGAGGACUUCAACCAUGGUUUCUUGAAACAGUCCGUGGCAGCGCUUGCAGCAACCCAGAUUGUCAAGUAUGCAGAAGAGCAUGAUUGGAGCUCCAAGGACAAGGAAGAAGCUACCCGUCAGGCACAGACAGCAGCUGAUCACUACUGUGCGAGGGAAUUCGGAUCACAUUAA
This is a messenger RNA of Zychaea mexicana, 936 nucleotides long. Its product is annotated as ricin B lectin domain-containing protein. Lineage: Eukaryota; Fungi; Mucoromycota; Mucoromycetes; Mucorales; Lichtheimiaceae. Bases 1 to 936 code for a protein of 311 amino acids. The transcript is spliced from 9 exons. The record is from RefSeq and is a predicted model, not a curated record.